Cornus florida is the source of this 3510-nucleotide messenger RNA. RefSeq lists its product as uncharacterized. The record is from RefSeq and is a predicted model, not a curated record. Lineage: Eukaryota; Viridiplantae; Streptophyta; Magnoliopsida; Cornales; Cornaceae. Gene Ontology annotation, molecular function: protein binding. The coding region runs from base 400 to 2571 and encodes 723 amino acids. The transcript has 8 exons.
UAGGUUAGACACAAGCCUCCUAGGCUCUCCUCCAUGUCCAAGCCGUUUCUAGGCUUUGUUCGAAAUUUCGUUCGACGAGUCAUUCGUUCACGAAUAAUAAGGAAUAAUUUAUCUUUUUUCUUCCACUUUACCCCCACUUUUCUACAUCAAUUACUGAUUUCAUUUCCAAUUUUUAUAUUAUUCGUGAGUCCUCUCUGGCUCUCUCCUCUUCUUCGCUUCACAUACACAAAAGAAACAACUCCAAUUUCUGUCAAGGAUCGAUCAAUCCAUGCGCUUCUCAGAUUCCGUUCUGUUUUACAGAUGACACAAACGAACCCAUUUUGGAGGGAAUUUAGCACAUUGCUUUGGGAUUAUAAAGUUGGUUUCUGUAGGUGGGGUUUCAUGGAUUGAACUCGAGGAAUGAUGGGUAGCUUAAGUGACGAUGGUGAGGAAUGUAGAUUCUUUGAUGCUUAUGAUGACAUUGCAUCAGUUCACAGUUGCCCCGAGUCUUCUGAUUCUUGCCAUGGGGUGGACAAUUCUGUGUCUAGUAGUUCUGAAUACGAUGUGUGGAUUAGGAGUCCCCGAAGCGUUGAAGAGCGCCGUAGUAAAUUCUUAAAUUGGAUGGGAAUGGACUUGGAUUGGUUUGCGUCCAAGAGUUCUAUAAAUGUCUGCAGUGACGUGCUCAAAGAUGGGUUUAAUUGCCUCACAAGGAAUAGUGGGGCUCUUCCAAGAACCCUUAGUUUUGAAGAUGAGUUUUCUUCUAGUCAGUCUACCAUGUCAAGUUUGUCCAAGGAUGCUUCAGAUUUGUGCGAAGAAUUUGGUUCAAAUACGUGCAGAACUUGGAAUUCGGAUGGUGCAGCAGAUCGUAGUUUUGAUGAUUCGGAGCAGGAUGAUAAGCAGGGUAAGGUUAAAGUAGUGGGUUCACAUCAAUUAGUGAUGUCUGAAGAAUCUAAGAAUGCUUCUGGAUCCUCUCCAUCAGUUCAGCAACUCAGGCAGAAGGCAACUGAAGUUGCUAGCAAUUCUGUGGGAAUGAUGAAUAGAAUUAAGAACCGGUGGUUGAGUAGAUUACGUUGCAUGAAGUUCAUUGUGGAUAGGCAAGGAAAGGGUAAGAAUUUGAGACCAAGUGCCUCUGACCCAAUUAGGGGGGCCAGGGUUCAGAAUGUUAGGGUUCGCCAUCGCAGAAAGCAAUCCAAGGAGCUCUCAGCUCUUUUUUUGGGACAAGAUAUCCAGGCCCAUGGGGGUUCAAUCUUGACUAUGAAAUUUAGUGUUGAUGGCCAGUAUCUCGCUAGCGCUGAUGAAGAUGGGAUAGUGCGUGUGUGGCAAGUGGUGGAGGAUGAGAGAUCAAAUGAAGUUGAUAUUCCAGAGUUUGACCCCUCUUGCGUAUACUUCACCGUCAAUCAUCUCUCUGAACUGGCUCCAUUAACUGUGGAUAAAGAGAAACUGUGUUUAUUGAAGAGCCUGACGAAAACAGUGGACUCAGCUUGUGUCAUCUUCCCUCCAAAGGUAUUCCGCAUAUUGGAGAAAAUGCUGCACGAAUUCCGUGGACACAGUGGUGAGAUCUUGGAUCUCUCAUGGUCGAAGGAUAACUAUCUGCUGUCAGCAUCGGUUGAUAAAACUGUUCGUUUGUGGCGAGUCGGAUGUGACCAUUGCGUUAAAGUCUUUUCACACAGUAACUAUGUGACCUCUGUUCAGUUUAACCCUGUGGACGAUAAUCACUUCAUCAGUGGUUCAAUAGAUGGAAAAGUUCGAAUUUGGGUAAUUAGUGGUUGCCAAGUCGUUGAUUGGACUGACAUAAGAGAUAUUGUAACUGCUGUGUGUUAUCGCCCAGAUGGUCAGGGUGGGAUUGUUGGCUCCAUUACUGGCAAUUGCCGCUUUUACAAUAUAUCAGAUAACCACUUGCAACUGGAAUCCCAGAUUUGCUUACGCAAUAAAAAGAAGUCAUCGUGCAAAAGGAUAACUGGCUUCCAGUUCUACCCACAAGACCCAAGCAAACUAUUGGUCACUUGUGCCGAUUCAAAAGUGAGGAUCCUUCACGGAAUUAAUGUGAUUGGCAAAUACAGUGGCCUCCGAAAUGCUGGAAACCAGAUCUUUGCAUCUUUUACCUCAGAUGGAAAGCAUAUUAUCUCAACAAAUGAGGAUUCUAAUGUGUACAUAUGGAACUGCAUUAGUCAGAAAGAGUCUUCUCUGACCCAACCAAGAAAAAUUAAGUCCUGCGAGCACUUUUCCACGAAUGCAGCAGUUGCAAUACCUUGGUCUGGCUUGAAAUUUGAGAACUCAGAAAAUGGAGGAUCACCUAACACAUGUCCUCUCUCUUCACCCACUUGUUUCUCGUUGAAGCAACAGUUCAUUUUAGAGUCAUUUCCCAAGGGAUCUGCAACUUGGCCCGAGGAAAAGCUUCCUACUUCAAGCCCAUUGGCUCUGCCAUCAGCAAUUCGUAAGUCUCAAUACAAGUUUCUGAAAAAUUCUUGCCAGAGCACAUCCAGUUCUCAUGCAUGGGGUCUUGUUAUUGUUACUGGGGGAUGGGAUGGGCGAAUUAGGUCAUUCUAUAAUUAUGGCUUACCAGUUCCGCUUCGAAAUUAUAGAGGCUUUUAGGUCCUUGGAGAAUCAUAGAUGAUUCCUUUUCCUUUGGUUAGGCACUUUGUUUUUCUCAGUGCCAGCUUAGUGCGAGAUGGUUUGCUGCAAAUUCAUUGUUGAAUGGGUUGGCACAUAAAGUUGAUUUUGGCAGCAUCAGACCUGCAGGUUGCAGUUGACUACUUCGUAGGGCAUGUGGAGUGUCAAUUUAUGUUUUUUUUUUAAAUUUUGGCACCAUCAGCAUCAGAUCUGAAUUAGGUCAUGGCAGUUGCAAGGGAUUCAUGGCUGUAGUGUGAUCCGGCUAGGAACCAACAAAAGGCCACUUUCCUGAAUUAUGCACACCUUGCUUAAUUCAAGGAUUGUUUAAUUUGUUUAUUGGAUAAGUAUAUUUGUGCUGACCUAAAGAAUAACUUGUCACGUGUUAAGAGAGGCCCAUUGAGAUUGCAUAUGUUUAUAAAUUUAUAAUGGAGGUCUCUGUGGGGCCUUGUUGAACAUCUUCCAUUUCUUCUUUAAAAUGGGACCGAGAGAUUGCAGUGCUUGUGGUUGGAAUUUGUUUGAAGAAGAAAAGAGUGGGAUCUUUGGCCUUUUAUAAUAUGUUGGCGGGUCUGAAUGAUGGAGAUUGCCUGCCAUUUGGUUUGUUCGACGGUGGGGUCAGUGGCGGUUGGGCUUUUGCGAAGGUGGUGUAGUGCGCCAUUUUCUGCUGAACAGACUGAUUGUUGUCUCUGCCCUGUUCUUGAAAUGUAGAUGAUCCAGACAGAUUACGUUUUGAGUCGAACGAUUUCUUGGUUUUGACAGGUAAAUAGGUAACUUUGUUCCUGACUGGUAUUCGGCAAUCUUUUUAUUUACUGACAGAGAUUAUAGAUGCCAUCAUCAAAAUUUGUAUGCUGUAGUAACGGCCUUGAGUUACUAAGUUUUCUAUGUAGCAUGUAUAUCUGUAUUUGUACAGAGAUAGAUCUACUA